AUGUCGCCUUCUUUGAUCACGCUGUACCCAUCUGAGCUCCUCUACGCCAUUUGCACACAAGUCUUUGCCUCUUGCCUCCCCACAACCAUCCCGUCUCUGGACCCCCUACUAUCCGAUACCUCUGCCUCACACUCAUCGUUUACUCCUGCUCUAACAUGGUCCGAGCCAAUUACACGACGCACCCUGGCAAACCUCUGCCUCGUAAAUCAUGAUUGGUACGAAGCCGCAAAGCCAUGGCUUUGGCGUAGGCUGGAAGUUCGAUUUCCGCGAACAUGGCUCUCACUUGUAGCAGAAAUAGCAUGGAAUUAUGAUGAAGAAACCGUGGAUCUGGUCAUAGACAAGACGAUCAGGGCCGCAGCAAAUGCAGCCGUGGCUUCCACCUCCUCCGAGUGUGAUAAGGUGGCCGUUGUUGGCUUCGACGAGAAUCUUUUUGACUCGUUUGAGGGCCCCGACACCACCAUCUCUCUGAAUUUACUUUCGUCUGCGCCAUCUCGAGAUACUAGCCCCAGGCGUUUAAGGCCAAAAAGCAAAAGUCCGGCUCGAUGGAAACUUUUGCGUUCCAUCAAAGAUGCUGUUCAAGACGCCGUGGAUCGUCAGUCAUCUCGUGGAAUGUAUGUGCCUAUGCCCAUCGACCCACGUCCGGGACGCUAUGUUCAACAUCUCGAUUUCAAUCAUUUUCGGACCAUUGGAGUGCGUCGAUCGGUGGAAGAGGGUAUUAAUAAUCCUUUCGUAACGGGUGAUCGCCUUCAAGCAGUGGUGAAAGAAAUGCCCAACCUGACCUCGUUUGGCGCUACUGAGUAUAUGGAUGGGGCAUUGACCCUACCAGUACUGAACGAGCUGUUCCUUCGCGGUGCAGCCUCUCGCGCCCUUCACCAUCCAUUUUACAUGAAUGGAUUUAGCAACGAUGCGGAAGAGGAGGACCAAGAACGAAGAAGGGAAUGCAAAGAUCUGGAGGCGGUGGAUUUUACUGGUUGCGUUAGCGCUGUCUUUGUCAACGCGUUCAACGCUUUCGUGAGCGCUCACCUUCUGACACAGUCAAAAGGCGAAGAAGUAGAAGAGAAGAAAAUCGAGCCUCUAAUCUUCCCCGGGCUUGAACGACUGGGUCUCCGGGGCGUCAAAUCAAUUUUACCUCGCUAUCUAAAACCAUUCCUCAUGGCUCUACCUUCUCUUACCCACCUCGACCUCUCAGGCACACGCGUAACUCCAGACAUUCUUGAAGCGCUUGGUACUCGCCCUCUGCGUUUAAAAUCACUUGGCCUUGCUCGAUGCACCAAACUCACCAGCGAAAGCAUAAGACACUUCCUAGUGGACUUUCCGGUGACCACCGAGCUCACGGAGCUCAAUCUUUACGGUGACAUGACAUAUGUUUCGCCGCUCACUGUGGAACAUCUGCAAGAUAUUCUCACUCAAGCGCCUUGCUUGCUUGGAGGGCAACUGGUGUAUCUAGACCUGUCGAGCGCCCCUAUAAACGAAAGCCUUCUCUCUCUUUGCAAGCCCCAGCCUAAGCUGUGUUCCCUUGGGCUCUCACAUAUCCCGAAGCUCGAGCUAAACGUCGUUGCUGAUUUUCUUUUGAACAAGGCGUCCAACGUCGAAGUCUUGACCUUGAUCAAUACUUCACCCCAGCUGGACCUGGCUAACCCAGGAGCCAAAGAACUAUCGAGAGUCUCUUCGAUUGCUCUACACACCCACCUCAUCAGGCCCUUAUGCGCACCACAGUUUGCUUCCAGCCUGACGACCACCCUCUCGGUGCCGCCACAGCCGCCCACAAGAUUACGAGUCGUCGAACUUUCAGGGGCUACACUCCGUGGUCUUGGUGCCGGGGCGGGGACAUGGCGGGUUAUCCGGAGCAACGGAGGUAGGGGAUGGUACGUUGAUACUGCGGCUAGAUGGGUCUCCGAUCCACGUCCGGGUCAAGGUCGUGUACUAAAGAGAGGUCUUCCGAAAGGCGACGCUUUCCAUAUGGAAAUGGAAAGGCUUUCCGACGCGAAUGGGAAUGUCUGCAGUGGCAUUGGAUGGCAUGCUCGAAAAAUGGAGGUUCUCCAUGGCCAUGGAAUGCUCGGGCGUGAGUCCGGUUUAUACGGGGCAGUAUCUUUUGCAUACCAAGGCUGA
Messenger RNA from Laccaria bicolor S238N-H82, 2109 nucleotides. RefSeq lists its product as uncharacterized. The coding region runs from base 1 to 2109 and encodes 702 amino acids. The transcript has 5 exons. The record is from RefSeq and is a predicted model, not a curated record. NCBI's taxonomy places the organism in Eukaryota, Fungi, Basidiomycota, Agaricomycetes, Agaricales, Hydnangiaceae.